Messenger RNA from Cylindrotheca closterium, 768 nucleotides. The record is from the annotation of a GenBank genome assembly. Lineage: Eukaryota; Bacillariophyta; Bacillariophyceae; Bacillariales; Bacillariaceae.
AUGAGACCGAAAGAAGCGAGACAAUACAUUGAAAGCUUUUUACAGCAGUGGCGGCCUGUAUUUGGCUGUGGCGAUGUGGAUGAUGCAGAGUCGUCGACAUCGGAUUUGGUACUUCGGAAGAACAGUGGAAAUAAUCCCAGACGUAAAACCACCAAGAAGAAUACCCAAAAAUGGCUACGUCAGGUUUCAAACAAGUUAAUGGAGCAAACUAAAAUUGAAAGAAACAACACAGACUCGACCAGUGACUCGCACAGUGCUGAACCCAGUAUUCCAAGCACCAUCGAGACAAGUACAAAAAUUCAAAGUCUUUCCCAGGCGAACCUGAUCAAUGAUUCUCAAAUCAACGAACCUAUUCCAGCUGCCGUUGAAACUACAAGUAUUGGUAGUCUUACGAACACCGACGUGACAGGAGACUCCCAAUUCGAAGAGACGAUGAUUCGAUCUCCCGUCAAGCCUACACAACGUGCAUGCAGUUUCGAAAAUAACGGCUUGCCAAGAAGUCAGAUCCAAAGCGAUGAACCUGCACUAGCUACCAUUGAAAACACUCGCCGUGUUCAAAGUCUUCCAAAUGCUUCCACUCAUAACAAUAGGCCGUUACGACGCCAGAAACGCAAUCCCGAAAGAGAAGCGUUUUUCAAAGUAAGAGUCUACGAUCUUGGUUACAGUGGUGAUGAUGACAUCCUAGCUCUGUCUACAAUUGGUGGCGACACUCAACAAGCCGACGAUAACAAGGGUUGGCCAAAUGAUUUCUACAAGCCCAAGAAUUAG